Trifolium pratense (red clover) is the source of this 680-nucleotide messenger RNA. RefSeq lists its product as uncharacterized. Gene Ontology annotation, molecular function: ubiquitin protein ligase activity. The record is from RefSeq and is a predicted model, not a curated record. The transcript is spliced from 3 exons. Lineage: Eukaryota; Viridiplantae; Streptophyta; Magnoliopsida; Fabales; Fabaceae. The coding region runs from base 12 to 680 and encodes 222 amino acids.
UGUAUGUACAAAUGAAUUUCCUCCCUUUCUCUAGCCCUUCAGAUAUAACUCAAAAUAUUGGUGAAAUUUCUUCACAACAACCAACAAAUCACAAUGCACACAAUUUUCAAAGAAACAAUAUUAAUCAAGGAAAUGUCAUAUUUGCCCCUCAAGCCAUAAGGGGAGCCUUCUAUCUUAGGAGUCUUCUCAAUUAUCAUGAACAAAACACUUUUAAUUUUGGUGUUAAUCAACUUAAUGGUCUUCAUGAAUGGGUGCCUCAGAUCAAUAUGAAUCAACAAGAAUAUAAUCAUAGUACUCGAAUCGUUAAUUUACCUUAUGCUUCAUUGGAUAGAAGUUCCAUAUCGGAGAACCAAUAUAGUUCUAGUUCAACAACUAAUGCAAUUCAAGUUGGUGAAAAUGAUGAGCAACAACGUUCCCAUAUUAUAUCAACUCGUGAUUCUGAAUUAAUGAGACCAAUGAUGCAGAUUGAGUUGCAAAGGAGACAUAUUCGAACUAAAAAAUGGCUUACAGAGGACGAAAUAAUAAAGUGUAUAAGUUGUGGAAACUUUGAAGCCACGGUCGAAGGAACAUCGAAAAAUAAAGAAUUGUGUUGCAUUUGUCAGGAGGAAUAUCUAACAGGUGAAGAAAUUGGAAAGUUAGAUUGUGCACAUAUUUUUCACAUGAAUUGCAUCAAGCAAUGA